AUGAAGUGUGCCCGCUGCCAGGCCGCGGCGACGGUCUUCAAACCGAAAGUGAGGUUCGCGAGGGACGAGGGUGACGAGUUGGAUGAUUGCCACGAGGAAUGGCAGAAGCAGAGCGGUGACACCCACAGGAGCAAGAAGACGGGGGGUGGCAAUGGCGGCAGCACCAGCAAGGGCGUCAUGGACCUCUUGAUGCAGGCGCUCGAGGCCACUCAGGAAACCACCCUCCAGGCCACCUUCACCAAGCAGAUCACGAGGCUGGGAGAAGAGGCUUCGGAGGCGAGCCCUUUGUCCCCUGUCGAGGCUCUACGCAAGGCCAACGGCAACUCCAGGAACAUCGAGCACAUGCAUGACCAAGCAGAACAAUCAGUCCCACGACUUCGCUCAAACUUGGCAGCAGCAGCAGAGUUGAAGGAACCGAACCUGGCCCGCUUGCUGGUUGACGCGGACGACGCUCGCAAGGCAGUCACGCGGGCUCUCGCCAUCGCAGAGGGAGACGGCGGCAGGACGGAUGAGGAGGACAAUAAUUACGAGCGCUUCAAGCUUAAGCCGGACAAGAGUUUGCACGACCAGGCGAACUGGCUUUCCCAGGUCAAGUUCGCGGCCGCCCAGGCCGCCGCCGAGGCCAAGGGCACGGGCAACGCACAUGACGAGAGCUUGGGCGGUAGCGGUUGCGCUGGCGCCUCGCGGGCCCUGUCGGUAGUGGCGGACUGCCAGUCUGCCAAGAUCCACCUCGCGUCGAUUGCGUUCUUCAAGUGCGGGCCCGGCCCCGAGCUCCGAGCGGACCCCGAGGCCGGCCGCGGGGCGCCCCCGCCGCGCCGCUUUGUGCGCUCCCGGGCCAUCCGCGCCAGCAGCCUCCGUGCGGCUGCAGUCCGCAUGCUGCGCUCCGGUCGCACGGGGGCUUCUCAGAGGGCGUGGGGGGCCUCUGAGAGCAUCGCCGUGGAGAGGGGGGCCCUCGCCAGGCCAGAUGCCCGGUGCGGGCAGUCCAGCGACGCGAGGGGCUCGCUGGCAGCGGCGCCGCCCUGCAGGCAGUGCGACGAGGUGUUCGGGCAGGUGGAGCUCGAGGCCUCUGGCGAGGCGGACUGGCCCGCGGGCGCGGCGGGCGAGGCGGAGCAGCGCGUGCCGAUCAGCGAGGAGCGGGCGAGCUGCGCCGCAGACGCGGCGGACUGCGGCUGGCGCAGCGGCGCGCCGGGGCAGUGCUGGAGGAGCUGGUGCGGCUGCCGCAGAGCCUGA
Molecule: messenger RNA, 1230 nt
Organism: Prorocentrum cordatum
Lineage: Eukaryota; Dinophyceae; Prorocentrales; Prorocentraceae
Source: the annotation of a GenBank genome assembly